UCUUGCACUUGCGAUUGUCACAUGAAGCCGGCUGCGGUCGUUCAGGAAGGGUGGUCCUACUAUGGAGCCUAGGCAGGAGCGAGCUGGGAGACAAACGACAACAGUCGCCUCUGAAGCUCCAGCGGUCCCAAAGCCAUCACUACCGCAAAUUUACCGCCUUCGCCCUCGCGAAAAUGGCGGAAGCACUGCACCGACUGCAUGUACGAAAUUACCAUGCUCUCCAGGCCCGUCUUCAACUACACCAAGCGUUCCAAACAUAUCAGAUCUUACACACUUGACAUACGAAGAAUACAAAGCGUUCGACCUCAGCAGCACCCAGCAUCAUGAUCUUAUCGGCAAUAUUCGCGCCGAAGUACCAGUUAUGGACGUCCACGAAAUCGACAACUGGCUCCUUAACUCUCUCGCGAAACAGCUCGAGAUAUGCAUCUUCCCGACAGCCAAGCUGAUGCACAUCAACCCCGUUGCUGUAAAGCGAAUGCUCGACACCGAGUUCCGGAAGGCUUAUGGACAGGACGUGGAGGACAGCAUCAGCGGGCAGAAGCAGCAGCGGAGGAAACGUCAUGAUUCAGCUGAGUUGUCGGACAACUGAUCAAUGCGGCCUGCUUCCAUAAGUUAAGGAGGAUGUUGUUCGCAUGAAAUGCCAGCGUGGAGAGGCC
This is a messenger RNA of Didymella exigua CBS 183.55, 656 nucleotides long. RefSeq lists its product as uncharacterized. Bases 62 to 589 code for a protein of 175 amino acids. NCBI's taxonomy places the organism in Eukaryota, Fungi, Ascomycota, Dothideomycetes, Pleosporales, Didymellaceae. The record is from RefSeq and is a predicted model, not a curated record. The transcript is spliced from 2 exons.